UAAGAGUAGCUAGAGAGUGAGAUAGGGUUUUAAAACUUGGUGGUACAUUAAGAGAGAGUAUAACAAGAAAGCACUAACUCUUGGGUUUUAGUGAUGGCUUUCACACUAGAGAGAUGUGAAGAUAACAACAUGAUGUUCACUAUGGAUUCUCAGAAAACAGUACCUGCUCCAUUCUUAACAAAAACAUACCAACUUGUUGAUGAUCCUCUCACCGACCACAUUGUCUCUUGGAGUGAAGAUGAAUCUACAUUUGUUGUUUGGAGACCUCCUGAGUUUGCUAGAGAUCUUCUUCCCAAUUUUUUCAAACACAACAACUUCUCAAGCUUUGUUAGGCAACUAAAUACCUAUGGUUUCAAGAAGGUGGUUGCAGAUAGAUGGGAAUUUGCAAAUGAAUACUUCAAAAAAGGAGAAAAACAUCUACUAUGUGAAAUCCACAGAAGAAAAACAUCUCAAAACUACCAACAACAAUACUAUGAACAAUCACCUCAAAUCCUCCAACAAGAUGAAACCAUCUGUUGGAUUGAUAACACUCCAUUAGCACAACAAUCUCCUAAACCAACCACUGAUAUCCUAACAGCACUUUCCGAGGACAAUCAAAGACUAAGAAGAAAGAACCUAAUGCUAUUAUCAGAACUCACUCACAUGAAGAAUCUCUACAAUGACAUCAUAUAUUUCAUUCAAAACCAUGUGACUCCUGCAACAUCCUUUGAACAAAGAAGCAACAACAAUAGUGCUGCUAUGUUGAAGCUUGUUGAGUUGGAUUCAUCGGUAUCUCAAUUACCAAAUGAUGGUAAUGUUGUUAAGGAUUGUAAUGGUUCUUAUGUGAAGCUCUUUGGUGUUCCUCUUUGUGGAAAAAAGAGAUUGCAUCCAUGAUCAUGUUAAGUCUUUAAUGGAUUACUUUGAUUGGUUUUGUUGACAUUUGAAGAGAAUUUGUUUUCAUGUAUAGUUGAGGAUGAUAUUUAGAUUAUUUCUAUAAAAAUUUAUUUUUAGACUA
This is a messenger RNA of Lathyrus oleraceus (garden pea), 994 nucleotides long. RefSeq names its product heat stress transcription factor B-4b. NCBI's taxonomy places the organism in Eukaryota, Viridiplantae, Streptophyta, Magnoliopsida, Fabales, Fabaceae. Bases 94 to 873 code for a protein of 259 amino acids. The transcript has 2 exons. Gene Ontology annotation, cellular component: nucleus. Gene Ontology annotation, molecular function: RNA polymerase II cis-regulatory region sequence-specific DNA binding; DNA-binding transcription factor activity. The record is from RefSeq and is a predicted model, not a curated record. Gene Ontology annotation, biological process: regulation of transcription by RNA polymerase II.